AUGGGGCUCAGAGCCAAGCCAGGGAAUCUACUUAAGCUCUCCGACCGAUCUUCAUUAUUAUUAAUCGGUCAAUCAGUCAAACCAUCAAACCAUCCAAUUCUUGAUUCCUUCAGACUUCGGCCGUGGUUUGGUUUGGUUUGCGUCGGAACUUUGGUUUCGAUCCGUGCAUUACCCAGUACCGUGAAUCCGAACGGGUCUGGGGCACGGUUAAAGGAGGGUCCCCUCCCCUUUCCCUACCAGAGCGGGAAAGGUGUGAGUAGUUGGUUUGAGCCGGACGUUGUGGAAAUUACCAGUAGGACGGGAUCAAAGGCUCCAUCAUGUCUAUUGCUAUUUGUGCGCCUACCGAGAUGGAAUGACAUUCUUAUCCACUUGAAAUUUGGUUGA
Molecule: messenger RNA, 384 nt
Organism: Aspergillus niger
Lineage: Eukaryota; Fungi; Ascomycota; Eurotiomycetes; Eurotiales; Aspergillaceae
Exons: 4
Coding region: 1-384 (127 amino acids)
Source: RefSeq, a predicted model, not a curated record